UUUACAAAAAGUUUGCGGCCAUUAGCCAUUCUUUACAAAAAGCUGUUCUUUACACUUGUGUCUGUCUCCCACUUUCGCUGAAGGUGCCAGGAAACUGCUUUGCACAUUGCCAAACCGAAAGGCCGGAUCCGAUAUAUAUACAUAUAACAAGAGAUAUAGUCCUUAACAGAACCACUGUGCCAGGAAACUGCUGUGCACAUUGCCAAACCGAGAGGCCUGAUAUAUAUACAUAUAACAAGAGGUAUGGUCUUCGACAGAACCAAUACCAUCCACCCAUGUGGGUUUGGCCGAAUGUUAGCAGGCUCCUCAGUGAGGUCCUGCGUUCGAUGCUCCGCAUGUGUAAAGAACCCGAUGGGGAAAGCUUUAACCUUAACCCCUCUCCGGCUCGGAGAGGUGACACUCCCUGCCACCUUUCUUCUAUCAAAAAAAAAGAACCAAUACCAUCCUAAAUUCUUUCAAUUCAGCCUCCUCACUCAUCCUCAAUCAAACACCAUGGAUCUGAGCAAACCUCAAUUCGGAGCCUCUUCCUCUUCUUCUUCCACCCAUUCGUUCACACACGAUGUCUUUCUGAGCUUCAGAGGUGAGGAUACGCGCUACAAUUUCACAGGCCAUUUGCACAGCAAUUUGGUUAACAAGGGAAUUAAGACCUUCAUAGAUAAUGAGCUUACAAGAGGAGAAGAUAUAAGAAAGGAGCUCCUGGAAGUAAUUGAAGGAUCAAGGAUUUCCAUUGUUGUAUUUUCUGCCAACUACGCAUCUUCAAAGUGGUGCUUGGAUGAACUUGUCAAGAUCUUUCAAUGUAAAGAAUCCAAGCAACAAAUCGUUUACCCAAUAUUCUACAAGGUAGAUCCGUCGGAUAUACGACACCAGAAGGGCCAGAUUGGUGAGGCAAUUGCUCAGCUUAGCAAAUACAAGGAUAACUUAAAGAAGGUGGAGAAUUGGAAGGCAGCUCUAACACAAGCAGCAACUUUGUCUGGGUGGCACAUCUUGGAUGGAGGACUUGAAGCGAAUGUCAUUGAUCAAAUUGUUAAAGAGAUAGCAACCAAAAUAAUGAAAUGCACCCCUUUAGAUGUGGCAUCAUAUCCUGUUGGAAUAGAAUCUCGUGUGGAAGACAUACUUAAACUGUUAAAUGUAGAGAAAGACGCUCCUCACAUGGUAGGGAUAUGGGGAAUUGGCGGACUAGGAAAGACAACACUUGCAAAAGCUGUUUACAAUUCAAUUUGCCAUAAGUUUAAACAUAGUUGCUUCCUGGCAAAUGUUAGAGAAGAAUCACUUUCAUAUGGAGGUCUUGUCAAGCUACAGAAAAAAUUUCUUUCUAAGAUUAUAGAGAGGAAUCCACCUAAUGUGACCGAUGUGGAUGAAGGAAUCACUGUGCUGAAGCAAAAACUAAGCCAGAAAAUGGUUCUCUUAGUUCUUGAUGAUGUGGACCAAUUGGAACAGUUAAGAAAACUUGCUGGAGGGUGUGAUUGGUUUGGUCCAAGAAGUAGAGUUAUCAUAACAACAAGAGACAUGAAUUGCCUAAGUGCACAUAAAGUCAAUUCAAUAUAUGAGGUCAAGGAAUUAAAUCAUCAAGAAGCUUUAGAGCUCUUUAAUUUCUAUGCCUUCAAAAAAAAUAUAUGUCCGGAUGAUUUUUCUAAACUUGCAACUGAUGUAAUACGUUAUGCUAAAGGGAUUCCGUUAGCUUUGGAAGUUUUGGGAUCAGAUCUAUGUAGUAAAAAUAAGGAUGAGUGGAAAGAUGCAUUAGAGUAUUACAACAAAUAUCCUAACCAAGACAUUCAACAAGUUCUCAAAAGAAAUUACGAGGCAUUGGAGGAUCAGAUGAAAGAAGUUUUUCUUCAUAUUGCAUGUUUCUUUAAAGGUCAGAAACAAGGCUAUGUGAUAAAUGUCCUACAAUGCUGUGACCUCAAUCCUAUGUAUAGUCUCAAAGUCCUCGUAGAAAAGACCUUAAUUAAAAUUGUGAAAGACAGUGACAAUGACGAUGAGAUUUGGAUGCAUGACCUUCUAGAAGACAUGGGAAAAGAAAUUGUUCGACAAGAGUCUUCUGAUGAGAAAGGACAACGCAGUAGACUGUGGCUAUAUGAGGAUGUUCGCUACGUCCUUGAGGAAAACACCGGAACGGAGAAAAUUAAAGGCAUCAUGGUAAGACGUGGCUAUUCACAACUGAUAACGUUGAACGCCGGAAGCUUCACAAACUUGAAAAAUCUUCAAAUUUUUAUAGUCGUUGAUCUGACAUUUCGUGGAGAUGGCGUGGAUUAUCUACCCAACCAGUUGAGGGUCCUCGACUGGAUGCAUUGUUCAUUACGAUCGUUGCCAACGAAUUUUAAUCCGACGAAACUUGGUAUGCUGCACAUGGGUGGGCCCUGCACGACUCCACUAGUGAACGAGGGAUUGAAGAAUCUGCGAAAUUUGAAAUCUCUCAAAUUGUCGGACUGUGAUGGCCUAACAAGAAUUCCCGACUUGUCUGGAUUAACAAACUUACAGUAUUUGGAGCUAUUUAAUUGUGAUGAUUUAGUUGAAGUUCAUCCUUCGGUUGGCCGUCUCGAUAAGCUUGUCUUUUUGGAACUCAGCAGUUGUGCAAAGCUGCAGAUGUUUCAAGAGAGGAUCAACUUGAAAUCUUUGCAAACUCUGAAUCUCUCUGGUUGCCCGCUUAAGUUCUUCCCUGAAAUCGAGGGAGACAUGAAGUCUUUGGCAUUUCUGGAUCUCAGUAAGACUGCCAUCAAAGGCUUACCUUGCUCUGUUGGAAACCUCACUGGCCUUAAAUUCUUGAUUCUAAAUUGGUGUCGUAAUCUUGAAAAUGUACCAUCGAGCAUCUUCUAUGGAUUGCAACGUCUGGAGUAUCUUGAUCUUGGGGGCUGCUCUAAGCUUGUUACAUUUCCAACAAAGUCAGAAUCACUUCCUCCUCCACCGGUCUUUCCAACUAACCUCACUUAUGUGUGAGUUUUUGUUGGUCAUUGGAAAGAAUUUCAAAGCUGUCAAGAAUUUUGGAGGGUAAAGAUUCAAAAAUGUUCGGUUGGUUGGACUUGACUGAUUGCCAGAGAUUCUGCGACAAUCUGGCUCGUGGAGUGGUAUCAGAGGUCGAAGUUGACAAGCGACUAUUUCAUCUGGCCAAGAAGAGAAAGAAGAUGACAUCAUCACCAUUCGCGGGAACCAAAGAAUUGAUGGGAGAGGAAGAGAAAUUGACGGCUCUGUUGACUCUUUUUUUCUCCUGUGCGAAAUCUGAAGAAUUCCAAGUAGAAUUUUCUGCACGUGCUCCGCUUCCAAACUGGUUCACCUGCCGUCAGGAUGUGAAUUGGGAUGUGAAUAGUGAAGUGAUAAAUAAAGAGCAUGAGUUUUGCAUUGAAAUUCCUCAAAACUCCAAUUGGGACAACAAAGGGUUGGUUCUCUGUAUUCAAUGGCGUUCUUUGGCGCGCUCUCGUCAUUCUGUUUACAUCAAUGGAAUAAAGUUUGAUGAGAAAAUGAUGUGGCCUUCUACAGUGUGGGUGCACUAUAUUCCAUUCGUUACAGUAAUAAGGAGGUUGAGUGACUGUGGGAUGCCGCCACCUGAUAUGUUUCGAGUUAUGUUUCGUCUUGAAUAUGAAUAUACACGCACAAGCCCUUCGGGGAGAAGCUGGGGAGUCCACCUGAUCGAUGAUUGGUGGGUGUAGGCCGAUGGCAGUCCAGCUGACUUCCAGUACAAAACACUUACCUCGGAAGAACUACUCCUUUGAAAACAUGAUGCUCGAUCAUCAUCAUACAAUGUUAAGGAGUUCAAUCUAGAGAAAAUGAUUGAGUGAGUCUUUGGAAUCAAACCGCAAUGGAGUUGAUGAGACCUACACCGAGGGUCUCUAUGUCUGAAUUCCUUGUCUGUUCCAGAGCAGUAAAGACGCACACAUUGAUCAAUAUUUCAGAAAUAAAAGCAGAGGUACGCAAAAAGCCUUACACUUGAACCGAUCUUUUGGUUGAAAUCACGUUUUAGCUUGGCUUAAUUUAGAUCUGCUAGUAACAAUUAUUAAGUGGGCUGCUUAUAAAUUGCUCAAGAUUGUAUUUGGUAAUUGGACCUACUCUGCACUAUGUUUGUAGCCUUUGAUUUUUGAUUGUUUCUUUUUUUCUGGGGAAAAAUCCUUAUGCAAUGUCUGUAUUAAGUUGAGUUGCGAAGGAACUCGAUGCUCCAGAUAUGGCUGAUACAAUAGAGCAAGUGGAUUAGGUACUUCAUUAGCAAGCAAGGUUGGACAUACCAUGGAUUUCAUUCAGUUUUUCCAUGCAUAGUCAGACAAAGCUCAAGAGGGUUUGGUCUCUUUGCAGCUUUGGUAGCAUAGUGAAUUCAGGUCCUCUUCUCUGGUCAAUUGUCACUAUCCCAUUCACGAGUGUAAUGGAUUCUGCUUCACAAGUUUACUUCCAAUGUUUGCCAGACCUUCUGGGUUCUAAUGUCUACCUGAAAUUAGUUCAGCACGCUUUUUGCUUGUUUUCAUUUUCUUUUAGUAUAGAAAAUAAUGUUUGUGAGUUAAUUUACCUUUGUUACUGUGAAGUUCUUGAUGAAUAAUCUGAUUAAGAUGAGAGGAAAACAGCAUUUGGGCAUCCUAAGAAGAAGGCAAUACAUGCCUGUUGCAAGUUUGAGUCAUCCUUGAUAAAGAGGUUCAAAGGGGUAGAAGAGUUGAGGAAAACAGCAUUUGGGCCUCUUAAAAAUGUCUGCCCAGAUUGAGGAGGACAUUGAUGCAAAAGAGUUGCAGGCGGGCGGAAGCAUUUCAGCAAGAGCUUAUAUUGGAACAACAUGGUGAUCGAUCAACAUAUAUAAAAUGCUGAGAUUUUUAAGGGCCCAGCAAGUGUGGAUGAUAUGCUCAACUUGAGGAAGUAAUUUUUCUGUUCAACUGUGACAGACAGAUCUAAUUAGUGGGAUGCCAAACUCAUCGAGAUUUGAUUAGUUUAGGACUGGGUUCUACUCUACACUCAUCUUUGCAACUCUUGAUAUUUGACAAGGUGAAAAUCAGCAAUGUUGUCCUCUUAAUGCAAGCUAAGAUGAAUCUAGAUCUCUGGUUGAGAGUCGAGACAAUAAUGAAUCACUGAGUUUAGGUGCUGUCUCCUAAUUACAUGCGCACAAUGCACUGUAAAGUGCUUUCAAGAAGAUUUUGGAUUUUUGCUAGCAGCCUUGCCUGGUGUAUUACAUCCCGACUUUUCCAGUCAAUUCUCAGCAUUACCGGAAGCAGUCUGGAAGUGCCAACAUGGAUUCUUCAUCGUACAUCUGCAUACCAAUGCAAUCAGUUUGAUUUUGCACAGCUCGUGUCUUAGAGAGACCAUGAUCCUACCUCUGCAGUAAGAAUACGAAACCUGCACGACUACUUUAAAUACUCAAUAUAGCCAAAACCUCCAACACAUAUUGUCCCAACUGGUGCAAGGUUAACAAUUUACAGAGUGUUGCAGCUCUAUCUCUGGAAGAAUUGGUGCAGGAGAAUAUUAUGAUGGAGUUUAGCGACUGGAUCAAAGGUUUUCUAUAAGCCUUGCUCUUGGUACAAUCAUGAAUGCUGAAGUCUCUAAGGGUCUUCUUAUUCAAGCUUAGUUAGUCCGCAAAGAGCCUAUUCUGUGACACCAGCCGGGACAUCUCAAUGACUCAUGUCUAGCUACAAGGAAGUUAAUGAAACAGCAGAUAACUCGCCAAGCUCGAUCAUCCUUAGCCAUUGAUUUAUAACUUUUGGCUAAAGAAGUCUUACGGAUUUGUAAAGACUGGGAUUGUGCAAUAUUGUAAAUGCAAUGCUAGUUCCGUUCGCGCUUAGGUGCCAGACUUCAUGAAAGAAAAGAAAGGGAAAUGCACCCUAUGUAGUUGAAUUUCAGAUGUUGCAGCUUUCUGUGCCACAUGAAUUUUUUUUUAUAUGAGAACUGAUUCCUUUUCCUUUCUUCCAAA
This is a messenger RNA of Rosa chinensis, 5869 nucleotides long. Its product is annotated as disease resistance protein RUN1. Bases 244 to 2934 code for a protein of 896 amino acids. Lineage: Eukaryota; Viridiplantae; Streptophyta; Magnoliopsida; Rosales; Rosaceae. Gene Ontology annotation, molecular function: ADP binding. The record is from RefSeq and is a predicted model, not a curated record. The transcript has 12 exons. Gene Ontology annotation, biological process: defense response; signal transduction.